Gigantopelta aegis is the source of this 4064-nucleotide messenger RNA. Its product is annotated as menin-like. The coding region runs from base 98 to 2236 and encodes 712 amino acids. The record is from RefSeq and is a predicted model, not a curated record. Gene Ontology annotation, cellular component: histone methyltransferase complex; nucleus; chromatin. Lineage: Eukaryota; Metazoa; Mollusca; Gastropoda; Neomphalida; Peltospiridae. Gene Ontology annotation, biological process: negative regulation of cell cycle; negative regulation of cell population proliferation; regulation of transcription by RNA polymerase II. The transcript has 6 exons. Gene Ontology annotation, molecular function: transcription cis-regulatory region binding; Y-form DNA binding; chromatin binding.
UCAGGACUAGGUUUUUGCGUAUUUAGUAUGUUCGGACAAUUUCGCUACUUUACGUAUCUGCGUAACAAUCCGAUAUUUGUCGAAGUUUUGUUUCAAGAUGGCGGGCUUUGGGCCAAAGGAAAAGGGACAUUUCCCGCUUCAAAGUAUACAGGCUGUUGUCGCUUUGUUCAAAGAGCAGUUGGGAAAAUCAGACGAACCUGAUCUUGCUUUAUUAUCAAUUGUGUUAGGAUGUAUUGAAAAUACGCUGACAUUGAACCGAUCAUUCACUUCGAAUGAAGAUCAGUCAAAAAUUCUUGAACCGAUAUUUCCUGUUGUGGAGUUAUCAACUGUUGAGGCGCUGUACGCAAAAUUCACAACACUUGUUAAGGGUUCAACUGAUAUGUCUCAUUUUACAGAAGAGACUACAACACGAGAAUUAGUGAAAAAGGUUUCUGACGUGAUAUGGAGUUCUCUAACGAGAAGUUACUACAAAGAUCGAGCCCAUCUUCAAUCGCUGUACAGUUUCCUAACGGGAAACAAACUGGACUGUUUCGGUGUGGCAUUUGCUGUUGUUGCUGCUUGCCAGGUGUUGAAAAUAAAUGACGUCCAUCUUGCACUGUCAGAGGACCAUGCGUGGGUCGUCUUUGGUAAAGAUGGUUCUCAAACAGCGGAGGUUACGUGGCAUGGAAAAGGGAAUGAAGAUAAACGUGGUCAGCCAAUCAACAUGGGUGUUGCUGAGAAGAGCUGGCUCUACCUGAAUGGUCAGCCAGUUGUGUGUUCCCGGCAGAUCGAAGUGGCGGCCAUGGUGUCAGCCAUUAAUCCUACAAUCAGCGCUACUAUGGACAGUGUGGAAAUGGGAUCUCUACAGCAGGAGUUACUUUGGUUGCUGUAUGACAUGGGCAACUUGACACGGUACCCAAUGGCUCUUGGUAACCUUGGUGAUCUGGAGGAAAUCAGUAAAACUCCAAAUCGACCACAACCAAUAGAACUGUUCCGCGAAUCUAUCAAAGCCACUGAGAAAUACUACAAUUGUCAGCACGUCUACCCAUUUACAUAUCUUGGCGGAUACUUGUCUCGGAAGCGACAGUACAAAGGAGCGAUCAAGGCUUGGGCAGAUGCCACUGCGGUUGUCAAAAAAUACAACUAUAACCGAGAAGAUGAAGAAAUUUACAAGGAGUUUCUUGACAUUGCUAAUGAGCAGAUUCCAAAAAUUGUGCGUGAUGUUAGUAACGAGUGUCGGAAAAUGGACACAACCGAACUGCCACUACUACUUGACCCCGGGGUUUAUGCGGACAUUCUGCGCUUCUAUGAUGGGAUUUGUGAGUGGGAGGAAGGCAGUUCAACACCUGUGCUCCACGUCGGUUGGGCCGUGAAGCUCGUGUUCUCAUUGUCCAAGUUCGAUCCACGCGUUCGGUCGUUCUUGGAUGUUCAUGUUGAAGGUGCUGAUGAAAACGAUAGUGACGUAAAUUCCGAAAAUGGCGACGAUCUCAACGGGAAGGAAUCUGCUCAGAGCGGCACACCAUCGCGGAGAGGUCGUAAAAAAUCUAAGGUGGUGGAAAAUAUAGUUAAUGACUUAAAGGAUAACACAUCUUUGAAGACCAAAGUUGAAAACGGAACGUGUAAAGAUUUUUGUGUGAAUGGCAAGUCGCCAUCGGAGGAGGAGCACAUUAAAUCUACCAUUCAGGACUUGGUGUCGAAAGUUGGCGGAGAUGCCAAAAACGACAGUCCGAACCCAAACAUAGCUGCACUGACCGAGGCAUGCGGUGUGUCCAUACUGAACAAAGACUACUUACUUGGUGUUGGGGAACCAUUUACGACAGCACCAACAACAACAACUACAUCUACAGUGACUACAUCAACUGCGACACCCGAGCCUCGGGUUGACCUGAACGAGUUUUUAAGUUCGCAGUCGAACGGGACGGCGUUUAUGGGAUUGACCGUAGAAACAAUGCUCAAGGCCGAGAGCCCUGCAGACAUGAUGUUGUGUCGGAAGGAGACGGAGACGCGUCAGGCCCCAGACGACGACCCCGACCCCGCGGAACACCUGUUUCUCAACUGCAACCCGGUCGCUCUCAAGCUGCACAGUGCUAAGAUGAAGGGACUGAAGAAACUGUUGACGUCAUCCAAGUUGAAUUCUAGUGCAAUCAAACUGCAGCUUACGGCACAGUCCCAAGUCCACGUCAAACACGGGGGUGGAAAGAGAGUGAGCGACGUAGAGACGUCGGGAGGAAUGCGAAAGCGAUCCCGCAGAGAAUGAAAUACAGAUUUUUGUUGAUUUUUUGAAAUAUGUUUUGCAUCAUGUCAGGUUUUAACAAUUAUAUGAUAUUCAUUUUGUGUGUGCUUUUAUGAUUGUUUUUCCAUUCAUUAUAUUUGUGCUAUUCAUAUUGUCUGUGCUAUUUGUCACAUCAUAUUUUAAUAUAGUGUUUAUAUAUUGUACCACUUGUGAUUUCAGACUGUGAAAUUUAGAAGGCAAAAAAUUAAAUUUUAUUUUGUCCGAAAAUUAAAAGUAAUUGUGGAACAUUUGUCAAAUGAGUACAUUGUGGAUCUAUACUGUUAAACUGCAAUAACAUGGGAACAUAUUAACAAGAAAAGAAAACUUUACAGGAAAGCUUUAAAAAAAAUGGUAUCACUUCAAAAGUGUAUUUUUGUGGCUAUAUUUGGCAACACAUAAUUACAACUUGCUAAAUGACUAAUUAAAAAAUUACCAAAUGUUUGACAUCCAGUAGCUGAUGAUAAAUAAAUGAAUGUGCACUGCUUGUAUCAUUAAAGAAAACAAACUUUAACUUUAAAUAGUUAAUAUUUUUUUCUGGCCUAUCAAUAAGUUUAGCAUCCAAGCGCCUUCUGAGAGAAUUACAGUACAGUAAGCUUUUGCUAAAGUAAGGAACGGGUAGAAAAUUAUUUGUAAAUACAAACUUUUGUCAUGUUGGUUUUAUGUUAAUCAAGACUGAAAUUUUUUGGUGAUAAUAUGCUGGCCAUGACACAAAUGAAUUGCACUAUAUUGUUUUUGGUUAAUAUGUGAUGUGGUUAUAAAAAUUGUCUUUCAUUUCUGUUAGUAACUGUCAUUUUUAUUUUUAUGUGUUAUGUGUUAUGGUAUGAAUGAAAAACAUAUACAUAUGAAUGAAUGAAAUGUAAUUGUUUUAAGUUUUGCUUAUUAAUGGAAAAGAUGUAAAAAGAUAAAACAUUUUUUGGGGGGGCUUUUAAAAAGCUAAGAUGAAAUUUAGAUUAUAAGCACAAUUUAGGAUGUUAUGUUUUUUCUUUUAUAAGUAUACUGGGAUACACAUACUUGUGUUAGCAGUGGGUUUCUUUUCCGAUUUGUCCAGAUAAAAUGUUGCAGUUAAAAUAUGCCAGACUUUCUAACAGCCUCUGCUUAAAUAUUUCGCUUCAGUGUUACGCAAUUAUUCUUUUCUUGUUAAGGAGGGACAUUUAAAAUAAUUUUAAAAUGUCGCCUCCACUUAUAACAUUUACCGGUACUAACCUUCACAGUAAGACACUGUGAGAGCAUAGUUUCCACAGUCUAACUGUCUUUUAGUUUUACUAAGGGCCAAUCAACAAUUACUGAACGCAAAAUUCAGUAUUUUGAAUAUCCUCUCUUCCCCCAUGUAAUGUUUUGUAGCAUUAAGGCCACUCACACCUCUAAACUUAUGUAAUGCUUGUCAAUACCCCCCCCCCCCAUUCUUGUGUGAUAACUAGUGAGGACUAGAAUAAAAAUUAGAAAAUAGUUUUGAAAAUGUUACAUAGCUUUUGAUAAACACCCCUUGCCUCCCCCAUAACAUUUUGUAACUUAUCUCAUGCCCCCACCCCCCACCCUGAGUUAUGUAAUUGUUGAAUGGCCCAUAAUGCUAAAUAAAUAUAACAAAUAUUUUAAUAAACUAGCAUGUUUUUACUUUUAGAUGAUUAUUAAAGAUAUUGUCAACUGCUUAGGCAAGUCACAUUCUACUUUCAAUUCUAAACUGCCUACUUGUAUUAUUUGUAAUUGAUGUGGAUGUUACAUAUAUUAAAGGCACUAUUCUGAGUAUGCUACCAUUUUAUCAGAACUAAAAUUACAUAUUAAAGAUAUUUUCUUGUUCAGAAUAUCGGUGUCUGUA